AUGCAAAGACCAGGUUAGAAGUAAAUGAGCUGACCACAAAGCCGAGCCUUGUUGUGGAAGAAUCUGGCCACCAUAGUUUCAUGAGUGAUGUUUCCUGUGACUUCAGUUUGAGAGAAAUCUGACUAAUCUCAAGGAAGAUAAAAUCCAGAGUGGUUAUGAAUUUGAUGAAACUGCAAAAGGAUUCAGACAACAGUGAGUCCUAAAUCAUCGUGAGAAAGAGACCUCAGGGAAUGACUAUACUCAGGAUAGUUAAUAGCAAGUGCUUUCCUGAACAGGUAGAACUUCUGUAGUCUUAUGGGAAACCUCCUGAAAUGCAGAAGUAUCAGCGUAAUAUAGGGGAAAGGGACUUCAGACCUCAUUAGGCAUCAAAAAAGUUAUCCUAGGGAAAUGAUUUCUGAAGAUACUAAAGAUGGGAAGGUCUUCCCUCAGAAUUCUCAGCUUGCUGAACAUCAGAGAAUCCACACUGGAGAGAAUCCUUAUGAAUGUGAUCAGUGUGGAAAGACUUUCAAAUUUCACUCUGUACUUAAGAAACAUCAGAGAACUCAUACUAGAGAGAAACCUUAUGAAUGUCAUCAGUGUUUAAAGACUUUCAGAAGUAGAUCGAGGCUUGCUGUACAUCAGAGAAUCCACACUGGAGAGAGACCCUAUGAAUGUAAUCAGUGUGGAAAGACCUUCAGAGAUAGCUCCAAUCUUAGUAAUCAUCAGAGAAUCCACACUGGAGAGAAACCUUAUGAAUGUCAUCAAUGUGGAAAGGCUUUCAGAAAUAGAUCCAAUCUUACUCAUCAUCAGAGAAUUCAUACUGGAGAGAAACCCUAUGAAUGUAGUUGGUGUGGAAAGACUUUCACUGAGAGAGGCCAUCUUGCAUCCCAUCAGAGAAUUCACACAGGAGAGAAACCUUAUGAAUGUGAUCAGUGUGGAAAGACGUUCACAGUUUGCUCUGCUCUUAGGAAACAUCAAAGAAUCCACACUGGAGAAAAACCUUAUGAAUGUAAAUACUGCGGAAAGGCUUUCACAGACAGGAGCCCUCUUGCUUCGCAUCAGAGAAUCCACACUGGAGAGAAACCUUAUGAAUGUCAUCAAUGUGGAAAGACUUUCAGAACUAGAUCCUGUCUUACUCAUCAUCAGAGAAUCCACACUGGAGAGAAACCUCAUGAAUGUCAUCAAUGUGGAAAAGCUUUCAUAAAGAGCUCCACUUUGAGGCGACAUCAAAGAAUCCAUAAUAGAAAAAGUCCUUAUAAAUGUAAACAAUGUGAAAAGAUUUUAAAAGGGAGGGACAAUCUUGCUGACCAUCAGCAAAUCCACACCAGAGAGAAACAUUUUGAAUAUGAACACUGUGGAAAGGUUGGCACACAAAUCUCCAUACUUACUCAACCUAAGAGAAUCCACACUGGAGAGCAAGGCCUGCAAAGAGGAAGUCUCCCCAUCUCGGGUAUUCUACUCUCUGAAGAUAACCAAAGUCUGGCCCAAGGAGAGACCCUGGAGCCAGAGGGAAUGGCGCUGGGGACCCCAAGACCCCCGUCUGAGGGGCCAAUAACAUUCCAGGAUGUGGCUGUGGACUUGACGCAGGAGGAGUGGCGCCUCUUGGACCAUUCUCAGAGAGGGCUGUACCUGGAGGUCAUGCUGGAGAACGCCCAGAACGUGCUCUCUGUGGCUGCUAGAGAAGAUUUGAUCUCCCAUUUCCAGCAAGAAGCAGCACCAUGGAUGGCAGAUCCAAAAGGUACAAGGAGCUUCUGUCCAGAUGCAGAGACCAGUUUUGAAAUGAAUGAGAUGUCUACAAAGCCGAGUCAUUUUGUGGAAGGACCUCGCCCCCAAAGAUGCAUGAAUGAGGUUCCCUGUGACUUAAUCUUCAGAGGAAUCUGUGAUUCUGAUAUCAAGGUAGAAAAGAAUUCAAACAAUGGCUGUGAAUUUGAUGAAACUGCAACAAAAUCCAGACAAUAUUCAGUCCAAAAUCAGUAUAAGAAAAUUACUUCAAGGAAUGACUCUUUUCAGGAUAGUGAAUAUAGCAAAUACUUUCCUGAAGAAGUAGAACUUCUCCAGGCCCAUGGGAAACCUGAAAUGCACAUUUAUCAAGGUAAUUUAGAGGAAGUGGCCUUCAGCUGGAAUUCACACCUUCUUAGACAUCCUCAAAGUAAUAAUGGAGAGAUGCUUUCUAUGAGUAAUAAAGGUGGGAAGGUCUUCAGUCAGAACUCUGAGCUCGCUAGCAAUCAGAGAAUCCACACUGUAGAGAGACCUUAUGAAUGUAAACAAUGUGGAAAGGCUUUCACAGUGAAGGGCCAUCUUGCUGCACAUCAGAGAAUCCACACUGGAGAAAAACCUUUUCAAUGCAAUCAGUGUGGAAAGACUUUCACACAGAAGGGCAGUCUUACCAAACAUCAAAGACUCCACACUGGAGAGAAACGUUAUGAAUGUACACACUGUGGAAAGGCUUUCACCAGGAAGGACAGUCUUGUUUCCCAUCAGAGAAUCCACACUGGAGAGAAACCUUAUGAAUGUAAACACUGUGGAAUGGCUUUCGCACAGAGCUCCAGUCUUGCUGAACAUCAUAGAAUCCAUACUGGAGAGAAACCUUAUGAAUGUAAACACUGUGGAAUGGCUUUUACACAGAGGGGCCAUCUUGCUGAACAUCAGAGAUUUCACACUGGAGAAAAACAUUAUGAAUGUAAACAAUGUGGAAAGGCUUUUGCCCAGAACUUCUGGUGUUGCUGCACAUCAGAAAAUUCACAGUGGACAGAAACACUAUGAAUGGAAGUGGAAAAGCUUUCACAUGUGGUACUGUCUAACUAAAUAUCAGAGUAGCCACAGUGGAGAAACUAUGAAUAUAAUGAAAGGAGAAAAUGCUUUCAUAAAUAACUCCACAUUUUCUAAACCUCAGAUAUUUCUAACUGGAGAGAAACCUCAGGGUCUUAACUGAGGCUGUGAUUUUAGUUGCUAUUCUUAGCUUAUUUAACAAGAGAAUCCAUACUGGAGAGAAACUUUAGGCAUAUGUUUAUUGUGGCAAAACCUUCAGACAACCAUCAUUUGUUAUUCUCAAUCCAAGAAUUCGUAUUGGAUAGAAAUCUUUAUCCCUGUUGUGAAUAAGAAAAGGAAUUCAAAUGGAGUUCAGAUUUGUUCAGUAUCAGAAAAUGCCUCUAAGGACCUUCACAUAUGGAGUCCAUGUGCAAUGGCUUCAGCCACAGUUCAUCUCUUUACUUUUUAUUAAAGAAUUCCUAGAGCAGAGAAACUUAAUAAAUGUGCUCAAUGACAA
Molecule: messenger RNA, 3244 nt
Organism: Monodelphis domestica (gray short-tailed opossum)
Lineage: Eukaryota; Metazoa; Chordata; Mammalia; Didelphimorphia; Didelphidae
Biological process (GO): regulation of transcription by RNA polymerase II
Molecular function (GO): RNA polymerase II cis-regulatory region sequence-specific DNA binding; DNA-binding transcription factor activity, RNA polymerase II-specific
Source: RefSeq, a predicted model, not a curated record